Messenger RNA from Rhipicephalus microplus (southern cattle tick), 737 nucleotides. RefSeq lists its product as uncharacterized. The record is from RefSeq and is a predicted model, not a curated record. Gene Ontology annotation, biological process: RNA catabolic process. Lineage: Eukaryota; Metazoa; Arthropoda; Arachnida; Ixodida; Ixodidae. Gene Ontology annotation, cellular component: ribonuclease H2 complex.
UGAAAAGCCAAGAUCAACAAACAUGGCCGUCGCCGAUCUCAAAAUGGAGAGCGCCAAAACGGUCGACGUUCACCUGUUUUCCUGCGACAUCAAGCACCGCGGAAAGGCCAAGGCGUCGACGUACUUCCUGCCCCACGUCGAACCGCUUGACGGACAGCCGGGCAUCUUCAAGUCGCACCUUCGGGGACGACCGCUGAAAGGCCGCCACCUGACGCUUCCCGAGGGCUACAGCGGCAUCGUAGCUCGGAGCGCGGCGACGGACGCCGACUGCGAAUGCAGCACGAAGAAACUCUACGUGAGCGGCCGUUUCGACAAGAUAACCGCCUGGAACUGGAGCAUUCCGCUCUACGAAGACAGGUGCCGGCAGAUUAACGACUGGAUCGUCGUCAACCAAGCGCUACACGAGUGCUGAAGACUGAAUGAACGAACGAGGCGCCAAAUUCGCGCGAGCAAGGGGGGCUUACUGCACGUUGAGGUCGCGGCGGCUUUUGUGAAAGAAGCGGUUGUUGUUCGUGGAGAAUCGUGUUUAAAACUGUGCCUACGCUGUUUUCUUUGGGGGCGAUGUUGAUCGCUGUUCGGCAGUUUUUUGACUGUUCGACAUCGUGCAGCUGUUUGUUCGUGAAUGCUGAGUCCAACUAACGGUGUGGUCUCUGCCCGAGCCAUGCGAACCGUCAAUUUAUGGCCGUAUGAUGCGCUGCAGUAGCCGUAAUAAAGUCUACCUUGCGAAGCAGUUUCCA